Messenger RNA from Anolis sagrei ordinatus, 6674 nucleotides. RefSeq names its product zinc finger protein 345-like. Lineage: Eukaryota; Metazoa; Chordata; Lepidosauria; Squamata; Anolidae. Gene Ontology annotation, biological process: regulation of transcription by RNA polymerase II. The record is from RefSeq and is a predicted model, not a curated record. Gene Ontology annotation, molecular function: RNA polymerase II cis-regulatory region sequence-specific DNA binding; DNA-binding transcription factor activity, RNA polymerase II-specific.
CCCAGAUUCGGACGCAAAGGAAGCCGUCUCCAAAGAGGCGGUUGCUUUCCCCUUCUGCCCAGCUUUGCAAGGUGCUGUUCAUGCAAGAGCUGUAAUUGCAGAUUUCAUUAUUUCUUUGUGUUGUUAUGCAGUUUCCCCAUUUUGGGUGGAAGAUGGGAUGGCUCAGGAACGCCUCGGGGGAAACUGAGAUCCUGAAGAAGAAUGAAGACAGCAAUCUCUGGUGAGAAAUAGAUCACUCUCUGUGGAGUUUGCAAGGAGUGUGCUCUCCUUCUAUGGAGAAGUCCUGUUUAUCUGGAUCAUCCCUUUCCAAGAAAUUGAGACAGAUGAAAAGCCAGACAAUGUCUGAGAGCUCACAGUGGUUGAAAGGAUGCCUACAACCAGAGACAGAAGACCCUGAAUGGGACGAGGCCUCUGACAGUAGUUCAGUUGUCUUUAUCGAGGAGAAGGGAGACGUUGGAUGUGUGACUGAUUUCAUGGAUGUCAGACAUAUCUCUGGCAUGAUGGAGGCUGAAGUAGAGAAAAGAUCCUUGGUGGAAGAAACAGAGGUUUUUCUUUAUCCAGAGAGUGGUCAGCCAAGGGUUGAGCUUUCAUCAGAAGGAUCCGAGGAAAUCACUUACCAAAGAAAACAUUGCAACAAAGCUGAAAUGAUAUGUCCGGAGGCAGCUUGGCUAAACCAAGAUUCUGAAGAGAAGGAACCUGGAGACUUUGACUAUGAUGGUGGGUCGCCGCUUGGAGUUGAUUCUGAGAUGACUCUUGAUCCAGAAGGAUCCAGUGGAGACGAAUUGGAAGAGGUCUCAUAUUGGGGAGGAGCUGGUAUGGAUGAAGCAGACAUUGGGGGAGAUUCUGAGUUAGUUGUUUAUCAGAAUGGUUCUCCUCUAAGGGCAAUAUCUAGUGGGGAUGAAUCAGAAGAAAUCCACUCCCAUCCGGGUGAUUUUUCCAGGAAUGGAUCCAAUAAGAAAGCAAUGAGUACGUGGGCUGUCCCUGUACAGGAACUAGUAGCUGAGCGACGACCACCCAAGCCACGCCAUAUCUGCAGUGAGUGUGGACGUAGCUUGGCCAGCCACUCGGCCCUUGUCCGCCAUUGUCUUAUCCACACUGGUGAACUUCCUUACGAAUGCCCAGAGUGUGGGCGCCGCUUCCGACAGUCCUCCGCCCUUGUCCGCCAUAUUAGGGCUCAUCGGGGUGAGCGUCCAUACGUUUGUGGUGAAUGUGGGAAAGCGUUUGGGGUCAGAUCAGCUCUGGUUCGCCAUCAGCGAGCACUGCACACAAGUGAGAGGCCCUAUGUCUGUGCUGAGUGUGGGAAGGCUUACGCGGACCUAUCCAUCUUGACAAAACACCAGUUGAUUCACAUAAAUGGGCGUCCCUUUUCUUGUCCCGAAUGCGGCCAAUCAUUUGGGCAUCGCACCACCUUGACCCAGCACCGACGCAUCCACACAGAGGAGCGACCGUAUCGUUGUAUGGAAUGUGGGCAGACUUUUCGGCAAAACUCAGCCCUAGCCAACCACCGCCAAGUCCAUUCCGGCAAACGUCCCUUUUCUUGUCAGUAUUGUGGCAAAGCCUUUGCAGGCAGACCUACUCUAGUCCAACAUUUGCGCACCCACACGGGGGAAAAGCCAUACACUUGCCAGGAGUGUGGCCGCCAGUUCAGCACCAGCUCCAACCUCCUGCAGCAUCGGAGAAACCACCUGGGUGAACGUCCUUUUGCCUGCUCCUUGUGUGGCCGGCAGUUUGCUCGACGGCCAGACUUGGCUCGGCACUAUGUCACACAUGCUGAAGGGAGCAUCAGGCCUCAUCGGUGUGGGGACUGUGGGCGGCGCUUUAUGGAGCUGGUGGACUUGGAGCAACAUCAAGCCACCCAUCGUGGAGAGCGUCCCUAUGUCUGCAGCUACUGUGGGAAAUCCUUUACAGAGGCUGCAACUCUGGCCCGCCACCGACGGUCACACCUUUCCGCUGCUGAACAGACCUACAAAUGUGACGAUUGUGGGCUGACCUUUGGGCAGAGUUCUGACCUCUUGGCCCAUGGACGGAUACAUAGCGGGGAGAGGCCUUUCGCUUGUGCGGACUGCGGCAAAGCCUUUGGCCGAAGCUCGAAUCUGUCUCGCCACCGGCGGAUGCACACCCACGAGCGCCCCUAUGUUUGUGGAGACUGUGGGAAGAGCUACACCCAAAGCACCCACCUCAUGGAGCACCAGAGGCAGCACACGGGUGAACGGCCCUAUGAAUGUGGGAACUGUGGACGCUCCUUUGGUAAGAAGGGGCACCUGGACUCCCACCAGCGUGUUCACCGCCUGUUGCCAGGAUCUCCAGAGAGGAAUGAUGAGUCCCUUGUGGAAUGUGAUGAUUCUGGCAGUCCACAGGAUGUUUAAAAGCAUUUAAGGUGGCAUGAGUUUUGGGUUGGGAAGUGAGUUAAGGGUUUAGGGAAGACUUAGCCCUAAAACUCUUCUAAAUGCCGCAGUUCUGCUCGUCUCUAGGAUAGAGUUUCUUUCCAUGAGAGACUACACAGAGCUUCACUGUUGUUCACAUGUCUUGACAACUGAGAAGAAGGUAUUCCUGGAAAGAUGAUUAUUUGUGAAUUCCUGUAACAAUAGAAAUGUUCUUGACUGGCUAUCGGUGCUUCUAAACUGCAGUGUGAAACAUAGACUUUCUAACAGCUGGAUAGGUUUUUGGGCACAAGAGAAAACCCAAGAUAUGUGCUAAAUUCCCAGUACAGUCUCUCUCUCAUGCCAUUCCUGCAAAGUUGGGAUUCAAACAUAGCUCAUGGUAGAUCUUACAAGUGACCCUAACCAUUAGAUUCCACUUCCAAAAUGGGGAAACUCUCUCUUAGACUUUGCCCCUUUGCUUCUAUUCUGAUUCCUUCAGAUCCAAAUGAAAUUGAAAAAGCAGUAGUCCAAGUCUUCCAUCAUGUAAAUGUUUUGUCCCCUGUCUCCCAUCUCAAAAAGGUUGGGUCUCAGUAGCUAAAACUCAAGUGCUGGCCUGCAAGGUUGAGCCAGGUCUCUCCAGAGAAAGCAGCAUUAUUAUUGGGCCUGUCUCAAGAACCCCUCCUCUACCUCACCACCCUUUGAGCUGCUAGGUUUUGCUUUAAUUCUGCAGAUUUGUUGCUUUAAUUGUGCUAAUAAGAGAAAAGAAUAUCCUUGUUAUAUACUGAAUAUGAGUGUGAUGUUUGGUUUCUCUGUCUGUGUAAAAGUGUGAUUUUUAAGUUUCUAUUCAAACAGAUAGUGAAAAUACAUAGGAAAAGAACACUUCCUUGGGAUUGUGUUUUUAAACAUAUACAUAAAAGAGGCUUCCAGUCCAAGAAUUUCUAGGGAAGGGGAUGUAGGUAAGCACGAGGAGAGACAGCUUAUGUCGAUUUUUGCAUUGGAAUAGCCUUAUCCACUAUAUCUAAGGAACAGGUUAGUUUAGGGGACACAGGACAAAUGACAUGGCACACAUAAAUUUGGACUUUCAACAGCGAGAAAGGCUGUAUUCAGGAGAAGGAGGUGGUAGGUUGCCACCACAACCAGGCCCAGUAUCUUCCAUCUGGAGCAAUUGCUUCACCAUGCCUAAUACUGAUUGAGUUUCCCUUAUCCAAAAGAAUUGGACCCUGAAAUGUUUUGGAAUUUGGAUUUUCCACGAUUUUGGAAUAUCUGUAUUUACUGCUUUGAGUCUUGGAAGCUGCUUUAGAUCUCAAUUAAGAGGGGAAAGCAGGAUGAUAAUGAUGAUAAUAAUAAUAAUAAUAAUAAUAAUAAUAAUAAUAAUAAUAAUUAAAAGAUCAAACUGCAAAGACUCUGGCACAAGCCAGUAAAGGUGGUCCCAGUGGUGAUUGGCACACUGGGUGCAGUACCUAAAGGCCUUGGCCUGCACUUAAACACAAUCGCCACCGACAAAAUUACCAUCUGUCAGCUGCAAAAGGCCACCCUGUUCAGAUCUGCACACAUUAUUCACCGAUACAUCACACAGUCCUUGGGAAGUGUCCAACAUGUGAUCAAAUACAAAAGCCAGCAUGGUGAUCUUGUUUGCUGUCUACUAAUCUUGUUAUGUAUCAAAUAAUAAUAAGACACAGAUACUAUCUCAAUAGACAAGAGUUCUUUUUCCCACCCUGGACUUUCCGCAGAUAUAUAAACCAAUUUUCCUAGUUUCCAACAGACCUCACAACCUCUGAGGAUGCCUGCCUAGCUGCAGAUAAAAUGUCAGGAGAGAAUGCUUCUAGAACAUGGCCAUACAGCCCAAAAAACCUACAACAAUCCAAUGAUGAUGAUGAUGAUGAUGAUAAUGUACAUAGUGAGAUAUCUUAGAGAUAGGAUCUAAGCCUAAAGAUGGAAGUUCAUCUUUUAUAGACACUUUAUACACAUCUGAAGGAAAUUAUAUGCACAACAUUUGGAAUAAUUUUGUGCAUGACACUAGGUCUGUGUACAUUACACCAUCGGAAAGCAAAGAUGUCACUAUCUCUGCCACAAUUUGGUUUUGGGAUAUUUUUGAUUUUGGAAGUUUGGAUAGAUGAUGCUCAACCUGUAAUAGGGCUGGCCUGGGUUGCAAUACAUCACAUCCAGAUGCUGAACUGCAAAUAUUCUUCACCAUUGGCUAUGCUGUUAGGGUGGAUGGGAGUUGCAGUCCAAUAACAUCUGCAAGACUUUGGUCUUCCCUACUUCAAGGUGUUAUAUACCUCUAGGUCUGAGGCAUGAUGUGUCAAACUUGGUUUAAUAAAGAGAAUGACAUACGAUGGAAGUAAUAUUCCCCCCUCUGGUGUUGUAUAUUACAUUAUCAGCCAUGUACCUGAUGUGCUCAGUAUUCUACUGUUGUAGUGAUAAUAUAUCAUUUUGGAAAUAAGUUACAUUUUGAGUGUGAGGAACCAUUUAUUUUAAGCAUUUAAUAAACUCAAUAGCAGCAUUGGUUGCACAUUUGUUGUUGUGUGUCCAAGGAAUUUCUGACUCUUGGUGAACCUAUCAUGGGGUAAUGUUGGCAAGAUUUGCUUACCUUUCCCUCUCUUCGAGGCUGAGAGAGUGUGACUUAUUCAAUGCCAUUAAUCUAGUUUCCAUUUUUGGGUACAGAUUUGAACCCUGGCCUCUAGAGUCAUUGUUCAAUGCUCAAACCACUAUAUUACUACUUUUUUUGUUGUUUGCAUAGAUCUACCUGGACAUGCAACACUUGGAAAAGUCUUUUGAGCAAGUUGCAGAAUCCUCUUGCCAGAAAAGUGCUGUUCCAAAAAUUGUAGCUUUUUUAAAGCUCUGGUUUCAUGAUAAUAAAGUACAUUGCAUAUUGUAGAAUUAACGUAGCUUGACACCACUUUAAUUGUCGUGGCUUUGUGCUAUAGAACCAUGGGAGUUGAUUACUGCAACGCGCUCUACGUGGGGUUGCCUUUGAAGACAGUCUGGAAGCUUCAAUUAGUCCAACGAACGGCAGCCAGAUUGCUAACAGGAGCGGGUCUCAGGGAGCAUACAACCCCCCUGUUGCGUCAGCUCCACUGGCUGCUGGUUUGCUACCGGGCCCAAUUCAAAGUGCUGGCCUUGCCCUAUAAAGCCCUAAACGGUUCUGGCCCAACUUACCUGUCCGAACGUAUCUCCCCUUAUGAACCAUCAAGGACCUUGAGAUCGUCCGGGGAGGCACUGCUCUCGGACCCGCCUUCAUCACAGGUACGUCUGGCAGGGACGAGAGACAGGGCCUUCUCAGUGGUGGCCCGUCAUCUAUGAAACGCCUUCCCUAGAGAAAUUAGAUCUGCUCCCUUCCUCUUAACGUUUCGGAAGCAAGAUAAAACAUGGCUAUUUGAGCAAGCGUUCACAAAUAGAGUAACGGAUAUAGAUAACUGAUAUAGGAAAUCUGACAAUUUGACAACGGAAUUGGACAAUGCUUGACAAUAAGGAGACGCUAAUUAUGUUGUUUUUAUUGCUUGUUGUGUUUUAUGUUGCUUUAAUGUCUAAUUUGUACUAUGAUAUUAUGUAUACUGUUUUGUUGGAAACCGCCUUGAGUCGCCGAUAGGCUGAGAAAGGCGGUAUACAAAUACAGUAAAUAAAUAAAUAAAAUAAAUUUUGCAAGGUCUUUAGGCGUCUCUGCCAAAGAGUGCUGGUGCCUCACCAAACUACCAAUCCCAGGAUUCUAUAGCAUUGAGCUAUGGCAGUUAAAGUGAUGUCAAACUGCAUUAAUGCUACAGUGUAGAUGCACCCAUAGGCCACAAUUCAUUAUGAGUUGGAAGCAUGACUUCUCUUCCUUAUAAUUCAAACCAAAUCCAUGCAACACUCUUUUCCAAACAGAUGGGACACGCCUCUUUAAAACGGUUGUUUUCAAAAAUGUUCCCGUAUAAAUAUUUUCUACUUUUUAAAAUAGGUUACCUUGCUGCCAAACUUGAAAUGAAACUUUGAAGCCAUUUGAUUUAAAGUUCUCCAGUUUAAAAUAAAUGAUGCUGCUAUAUGUUACAGUGAUGUUUUCCUGCUUUAGAAGUGGAAUAAAAUUUCUUGUUUCCAAAGAUAUAAUACUGAUUAGCAAAGGUAAGGGAUGGUACACGUGGAAGAUGCAUGAGAAGGCCAAACGUUUUGUUGAUGCAGAGGAUCCUGAUUAUUUUAGUGUGUUUUAAUCUUAGGGCUACGUCUUUUAAUAUAUGUGUUUUAAUGAUCUUAUGUUUUUAAUCUGUGUAUUUUAACAGUGUUGUAUUCUGGCUCGAGUCUUGAAGAGAAGCGAGCAAUAAAUAAAAUGUAUUCUUCAUAAUA